Monosiga brevicollis MX1 is the source of this 918-nucleotide messenger RNA. RefSeq lists its product as uncharacterized. The annotation marks the transcript as partial. NCBI's taxonomy places the organism in Eukaryota, Choanoflagellata, Craspedida, Salpingoecidae. The record is from RefSeq and is a predicted model, not a curated record. The transcript has 9 exons. Gene Ontology annotation, molecular function: quinone binding; NADPH binding; quinone reductase (NADPH) activity.
GUCUGCAUCCGUGUGGCUGCCAGCGCCGUCAACCGUGCUGACACCCUACAGCGCAAAGGCAACUACGCUCCUCCACCUGGAUCCUCUCAAAUCCUCGGGCUAGAAGCCGCUGGCGUGAUUGAGGCCGUCGCUGAUGAUGUUACUACCCUGAAACCCCAACAACGCGUCAUGGCCCUUCUCGGUGGUGGUGGCUACGCCCAAUACGUGUGCGUGCCCGCGGGACACGUCCUUCCAGUUCCCACUGGCAUGGAGCUGCAUACCGCUGGUGGUCUGAUGGAGACCUGGUUGACAGCUUUUCAGCUUCUGCACCUUGUGGCAGGUGUCAAGUCUGGUGACCGCGUGCUGAUUCAUGCGGGCGGCUCUGGCGUGGGUCUUGCCGCCGUGCAGCUGGCAAAGGCUGCUGGUGCCAUCCCGCUGGUCACAGCUGGUUCGGACGCGAAAAUCGCCAAGGCCCAGAGUUUGGGUGCCACAGCUGGUUACAAUCGCCACAACGGGAGCUGGGCAACUGCUUUGAAGGAACAGUAUCCUGAUGGCGUCCAGGUGGUACUGGACUGUGUGGGGGGUAGCUACUGGCAAGACAAUACGGAGGUCCUGGCCGUUGAUGGUACCUGGGUUGUGUAUGGCCUCAUGGGUGGGCCUUCUGUGGAAGGCCCCAUUCUGGGCAAAAUUUUGCGCAAGCGCCUGCGCGUGAUUGGUACAACCUUGCGUAGCCGAGAUGUCGCAUACAAGGCUGAGCUAGUGGCUCGUUUUGGUAGGGAAGCUCUGCCACAACUGGCCUCAGGCGAAUUUGAAGUGGUGAUUGACCGCCAAUACCCAAUCCAAGAAGCCGCAGAGGCACACCGCUUUGUGGAAUCCAAUGGCAGUACGGGCAAGGUGUUGUUGAUUGUGGAAGCACCUGUCUCCAAGGAUGAGUUGUGA